GAGACACUCCUGGGUUCUGGGCAGCUUGGUGAGCGGCGCAGAUCUAGAGAUCGGCUUCGGGAUCACGCUCGGGAUGGCGGAUCGGGCCGGUCUGAGGCACCUUCUCCUUUUUCUCUCAGCGGCGUCUUUCUGUUGUCCAGCAUCAAGCGGUGGCAGCGUCUCUACAUCUCAAGAGCAUGUUCAAGUAGAUGAGAAUCAACCUGUCACACUAUCCUGCUACUUUUCUGGCUUCUACUCACCCCGAGUGGAGUGGAAGUUUGUUAAGGGAAGCACAACCAGCCUGGUUUGCUUUGACAACAAGAUUACUGCUUCCUACCAAGACCGGGUGGACUUCUCCCAGACUGGUAUUACUUUCCGUACUGUGACCCGAAAGGACACAGGAACAUAUACAUGUAUGGUCACAGAUGGAACCAACUAUGGUGAGAUCGCCGUGCAGCUCACUGUAUUAGUGCCACCAUCAAAGCCCACUGUCAAUGUCCCAUCUUCAGCUACCAUUGGACAUCGAGUUAUUCUGACCUGCUCUGAGACAGAUGGUUCUCCACCCCCUGAAUAUCAGUGGUACAAGGAUGGGGUUCCGAUGCCUCAGGACCCCAAGAAGAACCGUGCCUUCAGCAAUUCUUCCUAUACAAUGAACUCUAAGACAGGGGAACUGGUGUUCGACCCUCUGACAGCUUCUGAUUCAGGGGAAUAUUCCUGCCAAGUUCAUAAUGGGGUUGGAAUGGCCAUGCGUUCAGAAGCUAUGCGUCUGGAAGCUGCCGAACUGAAUGUAGGGGGCAUCGUGGCAGCUGUUUUGGUGACACUUAUUCUCCUUGGGCUCCUGGUUUUUGGCGUCUGGUUUGCCUAUAAUCGAGGAUAUUUCAACAGAACAAAUAAAGGGAGCACCCCUAAGAAAGUAAUCUAUAGCCAGCCCUCCGCCCGAAGUGAUGGAGAAUUCCGACAGACAUCAUCAUUUUUGGUGUGACCCCCAACCUAUCUCUUCUCCUGUCUUCUGAGUUUAUCCUUCAUGGAUUCAUUCUACGGGACUCUGACCUCCUGAUGUUAAGAAUUUCUCUGGAUUCCUUAUUUUUUUUAGUCUGUUCCCUCUUAGGAUUUUUUUUUACAAUGACUCUUCGGUGAGGCCUUUUGUUUUGUGUUUAUGAGUGAAAUGGAGCAAUAAUACCCUUCUCUUCUCCCAUCACUGGUGGACUUGCCUGAACCAUGUUCCUGGUUUCUAAUAAACAGUCUUUCAAUUUGCCUAGCACUGCCCAGGGGCAGGGCAGUGGCCUCUGGAGUUGUCACCCACUU
Molecule: messenger RNA, 1284 nt
Organism: Gracilinanus agilis (Agile Gracile Mouse Opossum)
Lineage: Eukaryota; Metazoa; Chordata; Mammalia; Didelphimorphia; Didelphidae
Gene: F11R
Product: F11 receptor
Exons: 10
Coding region: 74-961 (295 amino acids)
Biological process (GO): intestinal absorption; establishment of endothelial intestinal barrier; cell adhesion
Cellular component (GO): bicellular tight junction
Source: RefSeq, a predicted model, not a curated record